AUGGACCAGAGGGUCAUUCGUGGACUACCCAGGAAGAUGUCAGUCGAUGACAUCAAAGAGGAUCUAGUGAGCCAAGGUAUCGCAGACGCCGAGGUUCAACAGAUGACCUCAAGGACCACCAAAAAGCCACUUCCGCUCUUCCUAGUCAAGACGAAGAUGCCUGAAAAGCUUCUAGAGAUCCAGAGGCUGGCCAUGCUCACGGUCAGCUUCGAGAGAAAGAAGAGAUCUACCGAGCCCAGCCAAUGCUACCGCUGCCAGCGGUACGGACACACGCAGCGAAACUGCCGUCUCGCUGAACGGAAAGCAGAAAAUCAAGAAGCAGCUACUCUGAAACCUCAACACCAGUCAUACGACGUCCUGUUGAAAGGCCAGACGCUUCAACAAGGGGUGAUUGCUAUGCACUAG
Messenger RNA from Acanthoscelides obtectus, 405 nucleotides. The record is from the annotation of a GenBank genome assembly. NCBI's taxonomy places the organism in Eukaryota, Metazoa, Arthropoda, Insecta, Coleoptera, Chrysomelidae.